This is a messenger RNA of Cephus cinctus (wheat stem sawfly), 4542 nucleotides long. RefSeq lists its product as uncharacterized. The coding region runs from base 421 to 2295 and encodes 624 amino acids. The transcript is spliced from 11 exons. Gene Ontology annotation, molecular function: zinc ion binding. Lineage: Eukaryota; Metazoa; Arthropoda; Insecta; Hymenoptera; Cephidae. The record is from RefSeq and is a predicted model, not a curated record.
UAUAAAGACCUAUCACUACUUGCGAGGAGAAGGAGAACGUUAAUCGGGAAGUUUGUCGAGGCCACAAUAACGGACGUUUCUGUGUUGAAAACGACUAUUUUUUACACGUGACAUUUUCCUCUAAGUCAGUAUCGUUGUCUGGAGAACUUUGGUAACGACGCGCAAUUAUUUAGUAAUAGAGCUAUCGAAAAUUAAAGCUCAGUGGCCAAUUUAUGUGAAAAAGUCUACAGAGACAGCGACAGCUGACGAAUGUAAAGUGAAAUUCAGGGUUCGCGAGUACGCGUGCACUCAAAUCGCACUGUUGCCCUUAUACGCUAUAAAAACAAACGUUACAUAUUAAGACAGUGGAAUAAGGCAAGCGAACAGGUUUCGUUACGGAUGUCAGAAGAAACCAGUGUAGGAGUAUGAGAGUUUUUGGCUAUGUUUAAUUUUUGUGACGAAAAAGCCAAUAAUGUUAUUACCGUGGAGAAGAACAGUUCGGUAUUUAGUAAACGUGAAGGGACUGCAUUUGUGCAGUCCAGAACAGAGCUGGUGAUCAUGGAACAAGUGAUUACAUUGAGUACUCAAAAUCCAUUAUCCCUCUUGCUAAAGUUUGGCAUGAUGGCUUGGAACAAUACCUGUGGAAUGGAUAAUUGUUCUGGUCAUGGUGAAUGCCAUAAUGGUACAUGCCUCUGUGAGAUCCAGUUUGAUGGAACGGAAUGCCAUGUACCAAAUUUCAGUUACUAUAUUGCAUUUGCCACUAUGUUUUUCAUUUUGGCAUUUGUUUGCUUAACACAACUAGUGAUGUGCAUUGUUGCUGAAUGGCAAAAAAUGAAAGCUCCAUCAUUCCUUAGAGCUUGUCGUGUAACCACUCAGAAAGUACUGUAUUUCGUUGUAUUUCUUGCAUCCAUGAUACGUGGUGCCUACUUCACUUCACCGAAUGCAUUUAAGGAAGGUUGGUCGAGAAGCUUACUAUCUGCUUAUUAUCCGCUUCUUCUAAGCGGAUCAUCAUUAAUCGUAUGCUUCUGGGCUGAAGUUUUUCACUUGAGGGAUAUUCGGUGGGACAAGCCACAGUUUCUUUCGAAAUCGUUCUUGGGCUUUGUUACCUUCAAUAUAAUAACAUAUUCUCUGUUACUCGCUGAAUUCGUCACUGCACAAAUGAACACUCAAGUAGAUCAAAGCUUCUACACACACAUCUUCAAUGGCUGUUAUGCCGUAUUACUGUUCAUUGUUGUGAUAUUCUUUCUGAUCUAUGGCGUGGAAGUUUUCUUCAAGGUGCGUGGUGGCUUUUUAAAUGAUUAUCAAGUUGCAUCAAUUGCAACAAAUAAACGAACACCACUGGAUCCCAAACUCCACGAAGAAGACCCAGCUUCUGCAAAGUUAUUUGAACCAAUUGCUACAACUUCUGUGGAAACAGUAAAUAUUCAACAACAAGUGAACACGUCGCAAUUACAUCAAUCAAGAUUUGGAUUGCUAUCCCAGGCGUUCAUGUUGUUUAUAAUCGUUGGAUUCUUGUUCAGUGAGACGUUGAGUGAAUUCUGGAAAACAAAAGUUCCACUAUACAGCAGAAACUGGCAUGACGUUGUGUUUCGACUUAUUGAAGUAGGCGUUGCUUUAUGGUUCCCUUGUGUGUUAUGGAAUUGUAUGAGCCCAGAACAGUUGUGGAUUUUGAACCCGAAACGAAUUCUAAAGAGACUAGAUCUUGACCAAACGAAAAACCUAAAGGAAAUAGAAUUGCAGGAAAGAACUAGUUUAACAAAGUCAGAUGUCACAGACGGAACUUCCAUCAGUAGCAAAGACUGUUGGAUUUGUUAUGACAGCGAGAGACAAGAUGCUGGAUGUCUCAUCCAGCCUUGUCAGUGUAGAGGCGAUGUUAGUGCUGUCCAUCAUGAUUGUUUACGUCGAUGGCUUGUUGAGAGUUCAAUGAACGUCGAUAAUCUCGCUUGUAAAGUUUGCGGUACCAAGUAUAACGUAGAACGAGCAACUAGAUUGGAUUGGCAGAAUAGUUUGACACCUCGUCACUGGUUACAAACAAUUGCCAUUGUCACAACCAUGUGUGGCUCUUAUGCUGGCGCCUGGUUAUUUAUUCAAUUAGUUGAAAGUCCCAUACUAAGAAUGUUGGCGGCAGGUACUGCUUUGCUGGUAAUGUACGUCUGCAUAAAAUUCUUAAGUGUCAAUACGGUUGUAGCUUAUCAACGUGCCAAAAUAUCAUCGCUGAACAUCGUCGACGGGAAUAGCAGUCCCAAUGAACAGGUAAAUACAAUAAGUCAUACGGUAUCCGUGGAUUUAGCCAGAUCUGAAACAGCUACGACUUAAUAAAAUCGCACUGUUCACGAGGCUACAAUGUCCAAGAUUAAUUUCAUUUGGUGCUAAAAGGGUAAGGGAAAUAAAAAAAGAAAACAAGAAGUGACAAUUUAAGGAUACCGGAUUCGAGCAUAAUCAGGAACAUUUAUAUAUAUAUAUGCCGUAUUGUCAGAGGCUAGAUGAGUGAGUCAAUGACUUUAAGUAAGGAAACUACAGCCAAAUUUGCGGAAGAUGCAUGGACGGCAUACGUCCACAAUUAGUAUCUUACUUUUAAAUUACAAACAAAAUAAAUCACAUUGUCGACUCUGUCGUUCUAUCGAUCGAUCGUGUUCUUCUUGCCAAGUACUACAAUUUUUCUCAUAUAUAAACUUAGGCAAAUAAAUUAAGGUGACAAUUCCACGGCAAUUCAAGUGAUCGAGUUAUUUUCUGUCUUGGAAAUGAACUAUAUCGCUGUUACAAUUAUAAGUCAUUGAAUCACAUGGAUUUUCAAGAUUUUGAAAACAUAAUUAUAAAUACACAUUGUAUUAUUGUCUUGAAUAGUUUCCUUAUCUUUGCGUUCGUCGCUGUGCUAUUGCAACAGUAUGAAAUUCUAGUGUUAACUUAAAUUUCGGAAUUGUGUUUAAUCACCGUUUUGUGAGUGCAAUCUAUUUAGAGCGAUUUAAGCCGUAAACUUAACUGCAGUGAAGUAAUGAAGCAUAUAAAAAAUAAGCGUAGUCAUAACAAUUUCAAUGUGGAACCAGAAAUCGUAGCUAAUAUCGCAGAACUCAAAUAGUCAAUAAAAUAAGAAAUAUAGAUUAAAGUUUUAGACAGAUGGGUAUUACCAACGAUCAUGUUGGUAGGUAGGUGGUACAUUUUUAGAAUUAUCGUCACAACUCAAACUAUACUUACCAUAAGUACGAUGUUUGGAGUUGUUCUUGAAUGUUAUAUAGUAUGCAUAAUUUAUCUAGAUUGUAAUGGUAACGUACGAUUAAUUACUAAUGAGAAUAGCACUUAACCAUGGGGUAUUUUGUCAGUUGGGGAUAUAUGAUAUAGCAUAACAAAUGUGAUAGAAAUUAUUGUAACAAGUAUCGCGAAAUAACGUAUCAAAAUCCGAUAUUGAAUUUAACAUCACUAUGAAUAAUGGAUAGGACAAGUUUGAUACUGUCAAUAACUUUUUUUAUCUUACGUGGUAUGCGAUUAAUAAAAAUUAAGUAUGAAGAAUCUUAUUUCAAUUAACUUACAAUAUAUGAUCUUCGACUUGCAAAAUACUCUUAGACGUAAAAGUAUCAUUAUAUAUUGUGUAUAUACGACUAAUAUAGGAUCGUUUUAACGUGUAGCAUUACGUUUUACUUAUUAUAUAUGAAAAAUGUGUAUGAAUUAGACGAUAUUGAUGAACUUAGAUAUUCGUAUUGGAAAUACAGUUAAGAGAGAAUUAAUUAAGGGCGCAAGGCGCUCUUUCUCGCGUUCUAUAUGAAUUUUGUUUUCAUUUGUCUCUUGAAGCCGCUGGAUAAAACAUUUCUCAGGUAUUUGAUUGAAUCUUCAUUUGUAUCGUUACAUGAGAUUGAACCGAAAAACGUUUUGUUAAAUCGAAUAAUUGUAACGAUACUGUGUUUCAUACAGUGUCGAACAUAAACAUGUUAAUUAUUAUUUUUGUCAAGAGUCAUUCAUGGUUGCGCUAAAAAAAAAAGAAAGAAGCCUUUUACGACAAUUGAAAAGGGAAAGAAAGCAACAUAUUUUUGAAAAGUAUGCAGUUUUAGAAUUAACAGUUUAUUGAAAUGCUUUAUUAUCUUCGUGAAAUUCCAGUUUGAGUUUUAGAAGUUGUAUUGGGGUACCAACAAUACUUUGCACGCUGGCAUACCACUCUUACUUAUCUUUAUAGACUGAAUUAAAAACAUUUCUCUACGGUAUUGAUAUAUAGACACACUUUUUUGAAGAGAGAAAUUAUGCUGGAUAUAAUGGCGAUCAAUAGAAUAUUCUGAAGAAAUUAUGUUCCACACUGAUGAUAGUAACUUAAGUUUUGAAAAACAGAUAUCUGAUUGACUGUAUCAUUACUUCAGACUUUUCUUUUUGAUGAAGUUGUGUUUUGCGAAAGCGCAGUUAGUUCGACGAUUCUGUUUGAUUGAUCCUGCUGGAAGAAUUUAAUUGUCGUUGACAAAAUCUAUUUUGAUUCAUUUAGCGAAACGCUGCGAAAGAUUUGAAGAAGUGUUGGUAAGCUGUGAUAUUGCGGAAUGUAUAAAUCUGACAGAAUGUCCCUAAAUAAAAUUUAAGAAGUGACAUAAA